Mytilus trossulus (common blue mussel) is the source of this 489-nucleotide messenger RNA. RefSeq names its product ubiquitin-ribosomal protein eL40 fusion protein. Lineage: Eukaryota; Metazoa; Mollusca; Bivalvia; Mytilida; Mytilidae. Bases 48 to 434 code for a protein of 128 amino acids. The transcript is spliced from 4 exons. Gene Ontology annotation, biological process: protein ubiquitination; translation; modification-dependent protein catabolic process. Gene Ontology annotation, molecular function: protein tag activity; RNA binding; ubiquitin protein ligase binding. The record is from RefSeq and is a predicted model, not a curated record. Gene Ontology annotation, cellular component: nucleus; ribosome; cytoplasm.
AAAUCAUUACUAAUGAAAGAUUUUAUUUUACUUGUAGAACUGGCAAGAUGCAGAUCUUUGUUAAAACAUUAACAGGGAAGACCAUUACCCUAGAGGUCGAGCCCUCUGACACCAUAGAAAAUGUCAAGGCUAAAAUUCAAGAUAAGGAAGGAAUUCCUCCAGAUCAGCAGAGAUUGAUUUUCGCUGGAAAACAGUUGGAAGAUGGAAGAACCUUGUCGGAUUACAAUAUCCAGAAGGAGUCAACAUUACAUUUGGUGUUGCGUCUUAGAGGAGGAAUCAUUGAACCAUCUCUGAGAAUUUUGGCCUCUAAGUACAAUUGUGACAAGAUGAUCUGCAGAAAGUGCUAUGCUCGUCUUCACCCAAGGGCAACAAACUGCCGUAAGAGGAAAUGUGGCCACACCAACAACAUCAGACCAAAAAAGAAGCUGAAGUAGACAAUGAACUGUUUCUUGUAUUUAUUACUAUAUUGUAAUAAAUUUUUCCAGUAGA